Truncatella angustata is the source of this 498-nucleotide messenger RNA. RefSeq lists its product as uncharacterized. The record is from RefSeq and is a predicted model, not a curated record. The transcript has a single exon. Bases 1 to 498 code for a protein of 165 amino acids. NCBI's taxonomy places the organism in Eukaryota, Fungi, Ascomycota, Sordariomycetes, Amphisphaeriales, Sporocadaceae.
AUGGCAUCGUCCACUCUCAAUAUACACUCUCGACAUGAUGACCAACCAGCACCUCAGUCUACCGAGUCAGCAUGUGCCAACCUCACAGAAUUUGGGUCGGUAUUAUACGAACCUUAUUAUAGUCUUUUGGAGAAUUACGAAAGCAAUAUCGCUAAUGGGUUCAUUCCUGUGUCCUCGGAGUUCGACGAAAUUGAGAUAGCCAGUUUAUUUACAGUAUUACAACAACGGUGCUCCUCGCAUGAGGAAGAUGAACCCUUACCGAUGCACCUACCUCACCCCAUUGAUGCCGACGCCAACGUGUUAAUCAUGCCAGUGGAAUCACCGGAAGUCGAUCUAAGACAUGAGAUAAGCCUCGAAGAGCUAGAUCAGCUUUGUUCGAAUGCUUGGGAGCCCCUCGUGCCCUGCACCCUUUGCGAAACGAACUUCAAAUCCAGAAAGGCCAAGCUGGUAAGAUGUCACAACAUGAUUGAGAGCAUCCAAGAUAUUAAUGGGCAAUAG